Parathielavia appendiculata is the source of this 1013-nucleotide messenger RNA. RefSeq lists its product as uncharacterized. The transcript is spliced from 2 exons. NCBI's taxonomy places the organism in Eukaryota, Fungi, Ascomycota, Sordariomycetes, Sordariales, Chaetomiaceae. The record is from RefSeq and is a predicted model, not a curated record. The coding region runs from base 350 to 943 and encodes 197 amino acids.
UGCCGUCUUGGCAAAUAACAGUAGCACACUACAAGAGACGUGCCGCCAAGAGCGAAUACAACGGUGCAGAAGCCGAUCAGUCACAGUCUACCUUAGACCCUCAUUGUCGGCCACCGUCCACACCGGGCCGCCUCCAGUCGUGGGAGUGAGCUACAGCAGACGUCCGAUAGCCGCUGCCUCUAUCACGGCGAAAGCGAUCAGACGAGCAACUCAGAACCCCGUCAUCCGGUUCCAGACGACCAAGAUCAGAAUGGAGUGUGUCCUGUCGUACCGCCACAAGCGGGGGGGAGCCGGGCAAGCACACCCACAUUGCCGAAUGCUGAUGGCAUUAGCGAACUCGAGCUAGCGGAUGCACGCCACGCCUUCGGUCUACAGUCCAGGCAGCGCCGCCCCCAACCUCGAGGCUGAUAUAGAGCAGCGGUCCGAUAGCUGUUACCUCUCUCGGCACCAUCAGCGUGGUCACAGCGUUCGAGCAAGCGACCCAGAACAUCGCUAUCCUCAGGUUCCGGACAACGGAGGAGAGCAGGAUGAAGAGAGUUCCGUCGUGCCGCCGCAAACGCAGGAGGGUUGGGCAGGUAUGCCAAGUUUGUUGGGCGAUCAGAGCGGCAACGAAGACACCAGGACCCAGUUGUCUGAAGAACUGAGACAAGUGCAAGAACAGAUCGAUACCCUUCAACGCAAUGCGAACGUCACAGCCACAGCUCAGGCAAGCGCGAGCAGAUUGUACGCCAAAAUCGCUCGCCCCCGCCAUCAAGCCAACCAAGCGGGAUACGCACCCUCUCCUCGCGAAACACGACGCCCUCGUCUUCUACCGACACGCUGUGUUACGCAAUCGAUAUAUUCAGAGUGGAGGAGAAAGAAAAGGGCAACGUCCAGGUGGCGGACAUCAGAAAGGAAAUCGAGGCGGAGGAUCAGGGAAACUGGUGCUGCGCAGCAGUGGUGAAGGAAGCUAGGAACCUAGACGUGUGGACCCAACAGCGGAAUUGACCCCACAAUGGAAUUUUGGCACCACC